Molecule: messenger RNA, 606 nt
Organism: Pseudomassariella vexata
Lineage: Eukaryota; Fungi; Ascomycota; Sordariomycetes; Amphisphaeriales; Pseudomassariaceae
Product: tetratricopeptide repeat domain-containing protein
Exons: 1
Coding region: 1-606 (201 amino acids)
Molecular function (GO): protein binding
Source: RefSeq, a predicted model, not a curated record
AUGGCCGACGAAGUCUUCGAGGUGCUCCCUCUGGGAAUCGACCCUCAAUCCAAAUCCAUAACCUCGACCUCAUCCUCCAAAGACCUGCAGACCGAACUCGCAGCCCUCAACACAUUGCACCGAUCUCUGCUCUCCCUCGAGACGUCCCUCCAGAUUCCACCGCCGCCGGUUCCCGUAAACCCCAAGCGAUCAGCCAAUAUCUCGAAGCUGCGCGACAGCGGCAACGACGCCUAUCGCAAAUCCAAGUACGGCGAAGCGGUCAAGUUCUACAACCUGGGCCUGCAGAUGGCACUGACACGCCCCCUGUGGGAGCCGCAGCAGCUGGUGCGCGAGGAAGUGUCGGCACUAUUUGCGAACCGCGCGCAGGCCCACAUGAGCAUGCAGAACUGGCCCGAGGGCGCCGUCGAUGCCGAGGCUAGCGUCGAGGCCAAGCGGACGGGCAAUGCCAAGGCCUGGUGGAGAAGGGGGAAGUGCCUUGUUGAAAUGGGCCGGCUUGAGGAGGCUCGCGAGUGGGUCUCGCGUGGGUUGGAGAUGGAGGGCGAUGAGGCAGAGCUUGCGGCUUUGCUCAAGGAGAUCAAUGCGAAGCUGGGGAAGGAGACGGCUUAG